AUGGAUGCCAAAGUCAAAGCAAUGAUCAAGCUCAUUGAAGAAGAUGCAGAUUCUUUUGCAAGGAGGGCAGAAAUGUACUACAAAAAACGCCCAGAGCUCAUGAAACUGGUUGAGGAAUUCUAUCGAGCUUAUCGUGCGUUAGCAGAGAGGUACGAUCAUGCAACUGUGGAGCUGCGCCAGGCUCAUCGAACCAUGGCAGAAGCGUUUCCCAACCAAGUACCUUAUGUAUUGGCAGAUGAAUCACCCUCAGGCUCUUCUGGCCCAGACGUUGAACCUCAUACCCCAGAAAUUCCACAUCCAGUUCGUGCCUUAUUUGACGCAGAUGAUUUGCAUAAGGAUGCACUGGGACUCUCAUCAACUAACUUACAAGCUUUGAAAAGGAAUGGUUCAGUAGACUCUGAAUCAGGAAUAAGCAAAAGAGGUCUGAAACAGGUCAAUGAGAUGUUCAAUCCAGGAGAAGUGCCAAAUAAUUUAAAGGUUGCGGAGGGAAGGAUGAGAGAAGGCUCAAGUUUCCAAGAAGCAGAAGAGAGCAAACAAAAGUUGCAAAGUGGGUACUCUCAGUUAACAAGUGAGAACCAGAGUCUCAAGACCCAGGUUCUUUCUCAAUCUGAGCGUGCUGCAAAAGCUGAAACUGAAGUUCAAACCUUAAAGAAAACUCUAGAUGAGAUACAAGCUGAAAAAGACACAGUCCUUCUUCAGUACGAGCAGAGUUUGGAGAAGUUAUCUAAACUGGGGAGAGAACUAAAUGAUGCACAAAUGGCUGUUGGAGGGCUCGAUGAACGAGCAAGCAAAGCUGAUAUUGAAACUACAAUAUUGAAGGAAACCCUUGUGGAAUUAGAAGCGGAGAGGGAUGCUGGUCUUCUUCAGUACAAUCGUUGUUUGGAAAGGAUAUCUAGCCUGGAGAGCAUGUUAUCUUUCGCCCAAAGGGAUGCAAAAGGACUUAAUGAGCGAGCUAUUAAAGCAGAAACUGAAGCUCAAAAUCUCAAGCAAGAACUUUCUAAACUAGAGGCUGAAAAGGAAGGUUUUUUUCUUCAGUACAAGCAAUGUCUUCAGCAGAUAUCUGUUCUGGAGACUAAAAUCUCAGUUUCUGAGGAAAAUUCCAGAAUGCUUAAUGAACAAAUUGAAAGAGCUGAAGGUGAAAUCAAAUCUCUGAAGGAAUCUCUGGCUAUACUGAAGGAAGAGAAAGAAGCUGCAGCUCUUCAAUACAAGCAGUGCAUGGAUACAAUUUCUAAGAUGGAAAGUGAAAUUUCUCAUGCUCAAGCAGAUGCUGAACGACUGAAAAGCGAAAUUUUGACAGGGGCAGCAAACUUAAAGAGUGCCGAAGAACAAUGCGUUCUCUUGGAGAGAUCAAAUCAGUCUCUGCGGUUAGAGGCGGACGGUCUGCUGAAGAAGAUUACAAGUAAAGAUCAAGAACUUUUAGAGAAGAAUGAAGAGAUGGAGAAAUUUCAGAUUCUGAUGCAGGAGGAGCACUUGCGGUUUGUGCAAGCUGAAGCCACUCUCCAAGCUCUACAGAAGUUGCACUCCCAAUCCCAAGAGGCGCAGAAAGCUUUAGCACUGGAGUUCAAAAAUGGCCUUCAAAUGUUGAAGGACUCGGAGAUACGCAAACAAGGUAUGGAGGAUGAUAUCCAGCAGGUUAAGGAGGAAAAUAAGAGCUUAAGUGAAUUGAAUUUUUCUUGCACUAUCUCGAUAAAGAAUCUGCAAGAUGAAAUCGUUAACAUCAAAGAGAUGAAAGAGAAACUUGAACAGGAGGUUGCGCUAAAAUCAGACCAAAGCAAUGCCCUCCAGCAGCAUAUAUUCGACUUGGAGGAGGAAAUUAAGGGAUUGAACAAAAGAUACCAGGCUAUGGCGGAGCAGGUGGAAUCAGCAGGUUUAAAUCCUGAAUGCUUUGAGUCAUCUGUGAAAGACUUGCAAAAUGAAAAAGCAAAGCUGAAAGAUAUCUGCACAAGGGACAGAGAAGAGAGAGAACUUCUUUAUGAGAAAUUGAAGGAUAUGGGUAAACUUUCAAAGGAGAAUGCCGUUCUGGAGAGUUCGCUGUUGGGGUUGAAUGGUGAGUUGGAGGGUUUGAGAGAGAAGGUCAAAGAAUUGCAGGAGUCUUGCCAGUUUCUCCAGGGAGAAAAAUCCAUUCUUGUUGCUGAGAAAGCUAUCCUGCUUUCUCAGUUACAAAUUAUCACUCAGAAUAUGCAGAAGCUUUUUGAGAAGAACACCUUGCUGGAAAAUUCCCUCUCUGGUGCAAAUAUUGAGCUUGAACGGUUGAGAGCAAGAUCAAAGAGCUUGGAAGAGUUGUGCCAGUUACUCAAUAAUGAGAAGUGCAAUCUUCUUAAUGAGAGAGGCACCCUUGUAUUUCAGUUAAAAGAUGUUGAACAGAGACUGCGAAACCUGGAAAAGCGGUUUACAAAAUUAGAGAAAAAAUAUUUGAAGCUGGAGAAGGAGAAAGGCUCCACACUUAAUGUUGUAGAGGAACUAUGGGGUUCCCUUCAUGCAGAAAAACGAGAGCGUGCAAGUUAUAUACGGUCAAGUGAGGCUCGGUUAGCAGGUUUGGAAAACAAUUUCCAUGUCAUGCAGGAAGAAAGAAGGCUGGGAAAGAAAGAAUUUGAAGAAGAACUAGAUAAAGCUCUAAAUGCCCAGAUUGAGAUCUUUGUCCUUCAGAAGUUUAUAGAAGAUCUGGAAGAGAAGAAUUUUUCAUUAUUAAUUGAGAGUCAGAGACAUGUUGAGGCAUCCAAAUUUUCUGAUAAGCUGAUCGCAGAAUUGGAGAAUGAAAAUCUUGAGUUACAGGUGGAAGAAGAAUUCUUGGUGGGAGAAAUCGAAAAGUUAAGGCUGGGAAUUCGUCAAGUGUUCAGGGCUCUUCAAACUGAACCAGAUAGCCAUGAAAAUAAGAGUGGACAAGAGCAAGUACCUGUGCCGCACAUUUUGAAUACUAUUAAGGACUUGAAAACGUCUUUGCUUAGGAGCAAGGAUGAGGAACAACAGUUGCUGGUUGAGAAGUCAGUGCUCUUAACUUUACUUGAGCAGAUGAGAUUAGAGGGUGCAGAGAUAGAAUUAGCAAAACAACUCUUCAAGCAGGAGUAUGAGAUUAUGGUAGACCAUUGUUCUACGCUACAAAAAGAGAAGCAUGAGCUUCUAGAGAUGACGAGGCAGCUGAGGUUGGAAGUGACCAAGAAAGGGCACAAGGAGGAAACAUUAGAGGCUCAAUUGCAAACGCUUCAAGCUAAGGUGGAAAAUUUUCAGGAUGCUUAUGUGGUUUUGCACAAAGAGAACUCCAAGGUGCUUGAAGAGAGAAGAUCUUUGCAUAAGAAAGUUUUGGACCUGAAAGAGGAAAAGAAAAUGCUUGAAGAGGAGAAUAGUGUUAAUUUCCAUGAAGCACUAGCUUUCAGCAACCUCUCUUUGGUUUUAGAGAGCUUCACAAUUGAAAAAGCUGCGGAACUAAAAGCACUUGCUGAAGAUCUCAACACCCUCUUUGUAAUUAACAAUGACCUCAAAGAGGCUGUUGGAAUAUUGGAGGAGAAUUUAGUGAUGAAAGAAGUAGAAAAUCUACAUCUGAAUGACACUGUCCAAUUGUUGGACAAGGAACUGAGUGAAGCCAAUGACUUAAAUGGUCAACUAAGCCAUCAAAUUGCAGUUGGAAAGGAUUAUCUGAAACAGAAAACCAUGAAGCUCUCAGAGGCAGAAGAGAAGCUUGAAAAGACAGAGGAAUUGAAUCUGCAAUUAUGUAGAACAUUUCAGGAACUGAAGAUGGAAUAUGAAGAAUCAAAAAUUGUGAAAGAAAAUUGUGAGAAGCAGAUUCUUGAACUAUCUGAAGGUAGCACAAAUCAGAAAAAGGAAAUCGUUGGCCUUCGUGAAGCGAAUGAAAUUCUGGAGAAUGAAAUCUUGUGUAAAGCAAUUGAAAAAGAAAUAGAAAAUCUACAUAUGAAUGAGACAGUGCAAUUGUUGGACAAGGAUCUUUGUGAAGCCAAGGACUCAAAAGCUCAGCUAAGCCAUCAAAUAUUAGCUGGAAUGAAUUCUCUGAAACAGAAAACCAUGGAGCUCUCAGAAGUUGAAGAGAAGCUUAGAAAGACAGGGGACUUGAAUGUGGAAUUGUGCAGAACCAUUCAGGAACUGAGGAUGGAAAAUGAAGAUUCAAAACUAAUGAGAGAAAAUUGUGAGAAGCAGAUUCUAGAACUAUCGAAAGAUAACUCAAAUCAGAAGAAUGAAAUUGAUAGCCUUCACAAAGCAAAUGGAACUCUGGAGAUUGAAGUGGGCAUCUUAAGUGAAGUAAUUGAAGAACAUAGAAUUAGAGAAGAGAAUUUGAAUUCAGAGCUGCAAGAAAGAAGCAAUGACUUUGAACUCUGGGAGGCUGAGGCUGCAACAUUCUAUUUUGAUUUUCAAGUUUCUGCUGUCCGUGAAGUUUUUCUUGAAAAUAAAGUUAAUGAGCUUUCUGAAGUUUGUGAGAGUCUUAAAGAUGAAAGUGCUACAAAAGGUGUGGAGCUUGAACAAAUGAAAGAAAGAGUUAGCUCCUUGGAAGGUGAAGUUGGAGGACUGAUGGCCCAAAUGUCUGCAUAUAUUCCUGUUGUAGCCUCAUUGAGAGAGAAUGUAGCAUCUCUUCAGCACAAUGCCGUUCUUAGAACAAAGCUUCUUGUGGAAAGCAAUCAACAAUAUAAGGAUAUUGAACCACAAAAUUAUCUACAUCAAAAGAUCUGUCAGGAUUCCAGAGAAGAUCAAAGCACAUUGGUACCAGACGGAAUUUCAGAAUUGGAAAAAAUGCAGACUAUGAUCAAAGAAGUUGAAAAGAUGUUUGUAGAAGAAACAGAAAGGCUUGCAAUUGAAGCAGUUGAAAAGGCAAUGGUGGAAGAAAUGGAAAGGCUUGCAACUCAGGAAAGUACAAAAAACACCAACAUCAAAGUGGAGGUUUCCGUGGAGAUCGAAGAGCUAAAAUCAAAAGGUACCUCACUUCAAGGAAAGGGCAGUAAAAGUGAAGAGCUGAAACUUGUGAAUGAGUUUACUGAUGAAAAUCUCAAGUUGCAGAGGAUGAAAUCUGAUAAUGGGACUUCGAUGAAAGAUAUUCCGCUUGAUCAUGUUUCAGAUUGUUCAUUUUAUGGAAGAAGCGGGAGAGAUAAUGGUGGGGCGGAUGAUCAAAUGCUUGAGUUAUGGGAAACUGCCGAACAACACUGCCAUCAGGAUCCAGUGGCCAGUGAGAUAGAAAAUCAGGCAUCUGCACCAAGGGAAGAUGUGGCUUACCAUCGGUUUGCAGAUUCGCAGAAGAUCAUUCAAAAUUCUUCUUCGGAAGUUCAGGUUGAGAAGGAGUUGGGCAUUGACAAGCUGGAGGUGUCCCUUAAUAUUCAAGGGCCAAGUCAUGAAGGCAAGAAGGAAAAGAUAUUGGAGAGACUUGCUUCUGAUGCUCAGAAACUGAUAAGUCUGCAAACAAUUGCUCAAGAUUUGAAUAAGAAGAUGGAGACAAACAACAAGGGUAGAAAGGCAAAUGGCACUGAAUAUGAAACAGUCAAGACACACUUGCAUGAAGUUGAGGAGGCAGUUGUGCAGCUAGCAGAAAUUAAUGAUCAAUUGAAAAAGAAUAUCGAAGAGUCUCCGUUGAACGAGCAGACGUCCAUGGAGUUGGAGGAGGCUGGAAAUGUCUGGAGAGAGAGAAUACUCGAACAGGCAAGUAAAGGGUCUGAGAAGAUUGGAAGGUUGCAGUUUGAGUUACAGAACAUUCACUAUAUUUUGCUGAAAUUGGAGGAUGAAAACAAAAACAAAGGGAGGAAUGGAUUUUACGUAAGUAGAACAGGUGUUCUCCUGAAGGAUUUUAUUUACAGUGGCAGAAGUAGUGAGAGGCGCAAGAAGGCUCGUGUGUGUGGGUGUAUGAGACCCUCCACAAAUGGAGACUGA
Messenger RNA from Prunus armeniaca (apricot), 5859 nucleotides. Lineage: Eukaryota; Viridiplantae; Streptophyta; Magnoliopsida; Rosales; Rosaceae. The record is from the annotation of a GenBank genome assembly.